CCAUUAAGCCGCCUGCUGGAAAACAGUUGGGAAUACUUCGCUUCGACUUCUCCGGGAUAUCUUUCUUUCUUUUAAAAAUACCCAAACGAUACUUUUCUACAUGAUUUAAAGAGGGGACACUUGUUCUGUACCGCGCAGUCGACUUGUUUUUGGUGUUUUUCGUCGUUGUGAAGGAUGGCACUGGACGGGAUCCGGAUGCCCGAUGGCUGCUAUGCCGACGGGACGUGGGAGUUGAAGAUGCAUGUCACCGACCUCCACAGGGAUGUUUCUCUGAGGGUCACCGGAGAAAUCCACAUUGGUGGAGUAAUGCUCAAGCUGGUGGAGAAACUAGAUGUGAAGAAGGAUUGGUCAGAUCAUGCUCUGUGGUGGGAAAAAAAGAAAACAUGGCUUUUGAAAACCCACUGGACAUUGGACAAGUACGGCAUCCAAGCUGAUGCCCGUCUGCUCUUCACGCCACAACACAAACUGCUGCGCCUGCAGCUGCCCAACAUGAAGCACAUGAAGGUCAAGGUGAACUUCUCAGACCGGGUCUUCAAGGCUGUGUCCGACAGCUGCAAAACGUUCAAUAUCCGCCACCCAGAGGAGCUGUCUCUACUGCGCAAACCCCGGGAUCCUAAGAAGAAAAAGAAAAAGUUGGAGGAGACGGAGGAAGACGAUCUUGAGCUGGAGGGUCCACUGUUGACUCCUGGAUCAGCCUCUGAGAUAAUAUACAUCGGACCUGUCAAAGGGAGUAUCUACUCUAGUCCAGGCUUAUACAGCAAGACUAUGACCCCGACCUACGACUCCAGGGACGGCAGCCCCCUGUCACCCACCACAGCCUGGUUCGGAGACAGCCCGCUGUCUGAGGGCAAUCCCAGCAUCCUCGCCGUCAGCCAGCCCAUUUCCUCACCAGACAUCCUGGCCAAACUCUACAAGCCUCAGUCUCUGUUGGAUAAAGCCAAGAUCAAUCAGGGGUGGUUGGACUCAUCCAGGUCUCUCAUGGAGCAGGAUGUGAAGGAGAAUGAGGUUCUGCUGUUGAGGUUCAAAUACAACUGUUUCUUUGACCUCAAUCCAAAGUAUGAUGCCAUUCGAGUAAACCAGCUUUAUGAGCAGUCCAAGUGGGCUAUCCUGCUGGAAGAAAUUGAGUGCACAGAGGAGGAAAUGAUGAUGUUUGCCGCCUUGCAGUACCACAUCAACAAGCUGUCCAUCAUGUCUUCAGACAACCACAUGAAUAACAGUGAGAAGGAGGUGGAUGAGGUGGAUGCAGCCCUGUCCGACCUGGAGAUCACUUUGGAGGGAGGGAAGACAUCCAACGCGCUGGGUGACAUCACAUCUAUUCCCGAGCUAGCAGACUAUGUCAAAGUUUUCAAACCCAAGAAACUGACACUGAAGGGCUAUAAGCAGUACUGGUGCACAUUCAAGGAUAUCACAAUUUCCUGUUACAAGAGUAAAGAGGAGUCACAUGGGACGCCCGCUCACCAAAUGAACCUGAGAGGUUGCGAGGUAACGCCAGAUGUUAACAUCUCAGGCCAGAAAUUCAACAUCAAGUUGCUGAUCCCGGUGGCCGACGGCAUGAAUGAGAUCUGGCUUCGGUGUGACACGGAGAAACAGUACGCUCACUGGAUGGCGGCGUGCCGCUUGGCCUCCAAAGGGAAGACCAUGGCCGACAGCUCGUACAAUCUGGAGGUCCAGAACAUUCUGUCCUUCCUCAAGAUGCAGCACAUGAACCCCGACCCUCAGUUCAUCGAACCAAUCACCACCGACAUCAACCCGGAGUGUCUGGUGUCCCCACGUUACCUAAAGAAGUACAAAAACAAGCAGCCAGGCUCUAUCAGGGACUUGAUUUCUGCCCGGAUUCUUGAAGCCCACCAGAACGUGGCCCAGAUGAGUCUCAUUGAGGCCAAGAUGCGCUUCAUUCAAGCAUGGCAGUCCCUGCCCGAGUUUGGAAUCACACAUUUCCUUGCAAAGUUCCAAGGAGGAAAGAAGGAGGAGCUGAUCGGAAUCACCUAUAACCGUUUGAUCCGGAUGGAUGCUCACACUGGAGAUGCAAUCAAGACCUGGCGCUUCAGCAACAUGAAACAGUGGAACGUCAACUGGGAAAUCAAGAUGGUGACCGUGGAGUUUGCAGACGAGCCCAGUCUUUCUUUCAUCUGCGCCGAAGUCGACUGCAAGGUGGUCCACGAGUUCAUCGGCGGCUACAUCUUCCUGUCGACGCGCGCCAAGGACCAGAACGAGUCGCUAGAUGAGGAAAUGUUCUAUAAGCUGACCAGCGGCUGGGUGUGAGCGGCCCCGGGCCGGCAGGAGUCGGGGGUCGUAGGUCAGGGGCCAGGAGGACGAGGGGCCGGUGGUGGGAGGUGGAAUUGUAUGGGUUUAUUUUAUUAUAUUUCUGUCUUUUUAAGUGUAUGAAACUGUGUUGAAGAGUCCAGAGCAGCACAAUUAUUGCCAUGGCAGACACAGGUUUUGUUUUUGUGUUUCUUUUGUUGUUUUGUUUUUUUUUUUGCAUUAACCUUGACAAGGUAAUUUGUUAAAACACUAAUCUUGUGGUGGACACUGUCCAGAUGAAGCUCUGUGGUUGAGCAGAAGCCUGACACCACCCGAACCCCCAACCGCCUCCUCUCCUCCUGGAACGAUGGCCGCCUACUCACGUCCAUGACAACCCUUUAAUCAAGCAUCACAUUGAAUCCCAAAGAGUUUUUUCUUAUUUUAUUUUUUUCCUUCUUUCCUCUUCAUUUUCCUUUUCCCCUUCCGCUCUUCUCGAGAGUUGGACUUAAGGAGCUGACACUAAAACAUAUUGUGAUUACGGUGCCACAGAUACCCGCAGUUAUAGCUUAUUAUUUAUCAUAAAAACACUUCACCGUUGAGUCCGGUGAACUCAUUUCAGCUCUCCGUGUCCAUCCUGUCCUCUCUUCUGCCUUCACAUGUAAGCACUUCUGCAGUAUACAGUCCUGUUCAUGAAUAAGCUGUUAAAUGUCCUUUUUCUUCUCUUACCUGUCCUUUUUUUGUUUCACAGCUUGUAUUGAGUCUCCGUAUUGAUUAUGUAUUAGCUGACAGAAAGAUGUUGAGUCUUUUUUUUGUUUGUGUGUGUGUAUCGAAUAGACUAUUAAAGCUGUGCAUGUCUAAAAACACUACAGAUCGUGGACUGGGAUGAGCAUCCUGUUGCUUUAAGAAACGGCCUACGUAAAGUCCGGCCUCUUUAAAAAAAAAAUCAAGUUGUUACAUACUUUUCAUAGUUUUAGGGGGGGGUUCUACUUAAGAUGUAAAACCUCAUUCCAUUGAUAGUUGUUACACUUGCUUUUGAAAAUGCAAAUUGAAGUUUGAGAAACUUCUUAAACUGACAUCUCUAUACAGUUUUCUGACUGCCAGCACCCAGGUUGGUUAAUCUAAUGGCAUAGAAGUACAUAAAAAUGUGCCAAAGAGCGGUAACACUUUACCACAAAUGACCAUUUAUGGCAUUUAUGGACAGUUUUAAGCAGACAACAAGUUGCUUCAAGUGGCAACCAGAGAAUUGAGACGGCAGAUGUGUCAUUGUGAAGUACAUGUACUCGACAUCAGAGGAGGAACGCUAUCACUAUCCCUUGUAACGCCUCCUACAUUAAUGCAAUUCUGUUUCUCACACCAUAUAGUAUUAUUAUAUGUUUGUUAUGAAUACACACCAGCAAAAGGUCAUAGAUUUUAAGGAAUGAAUAUGCAAACUUUUUUUUGUGUCCUCAGUAUGAAGAAUUGAUGAAGUGUUAUUUUUUUGUAACUAAUGUAAAAACACAAACGUUUUAUAGAAUUGUACAGAUUUUUUUUCUCUUUUUUUUUUGUGGUCAGAUUCGGGGAUUUGGAGGUUUUUCCUUUCAGAUGAAAGGGGGUAAGCCAUUUGUCAACAUGUGUAGUGUUCAGAGUUGUAGCUGCAAAUGUUGUGGUGUUACAGCGUUUCCAGAUGAAGAUAUGUAUGAAUAUAUAUGAAGAUGACACUAAUCUCAAACUCCAGGCUUUUUUAAAAAUAUGUUUUUGUCUACCUUAUUUCUUUCCCUGAAUCUCAGAUUCACAUGCAGCCUAACCCUGUAUUUAGCAUGUCCUGUGUUCUCGCAUUUGCACUUGGCCCUGUAGGUUGUUCUUCGUUAUCCUCUAAUGACGUCCAUUUAUGACUCAGUUCCUCCUUUGAAAGUUGACAGUGAUUCUUUACGUGCAUUUUUUUUUCCUCCUGCAAAUUUUACUUGCUCAGUGUUUUUAUUUUAAUUUAAUUUUUUUUUUUCCACUAAACUUGUUUUCUCACAACUGAAGUGUGCCGUUUAAUAAUGUCCACAUGAAGGAGACCCUGGAGUUUCAGACAAAUCAGCAAAAAAAAUAAAUAAGUCUGUUUUCUUUUUACCUCUUUCUGAUGCUUUUGUUUGCCUCCUGUGUCUGGAGCAGCAGUGCAUGUCCUGCUGUUCUGUUUUCUGACUGUAAAAAUGCAUUUAUUUUAAAAAAAUAAAGUAAUUUUUAUUUAAAAUGA
Molecule: messenger RNA, 4459 nt
Organism: Cololabis saira (Pacific saury)
Lineage: Eukaryota; Metazoa; Chordata; Actinopteri; Beloniformes; Belonidae
Gene: fermt2
Product: FERM domain containing kindlin 2
Exons: 17
Coding region: 175-2262 (695 amino acids)
Biological process (GO): cell-matrix adhesion; integrin-mediated signaling pathway
Cellular component (GO): focal adhesion; extrinsic component of cytoplasmic side of plasma membrane
Molecular function (GO): integrin binding
Source: RefSeq, a predicted model, not a curated record